This is a messenger RNA of Paramecium pentaurelia, 1359 nucleotides long. The record is from the annotation of a GenBank genome assembly. NCBI's taxonomy places the organism in Eukaryota, Ciliophora, Oligohymenophorea, Peniculida, Parameciidae.
AUGAAGUAUUUCCAAAAUGGAUUGAAUCAAAUUUGCUAAUAAAUAAUUAGACCAGCAAGAGCAGAAUAUACAAUAUAUGAUUUAUGUAUAUCUACAUAAUUAUUAUUAUCAAUAGCUUCUUAUUAGAUUUAAGAAGAUAGUUAAUAUAUAAGAGAGGAUAUUGAUAUCAUCAAUCCUAGAUAAGAAGUUAUUAAAGUUAGUUAAUACAUAGGCUAAUAAAAAAGUGAUGUUUGCAUUAUAUAUUUGCAUACAGCCAAUGGUUCUAGAAUGGAAGUGAGCAAAUAUGUAUCAAUGAUUAUUAAAAAUGGCUUUGGUUUGAUUUCAUUUGAUUUUACUGGAUCUGGAAUGUCUGAUGGAGAUAUUGUGACUUAUGGAUAUAGAGAAGUUGGAGAUUUAUAAACUGUUAUUACACAUUUCUAAUCAUCAUAUAAAUAAAUAAUAUUAUGGGGAAGAUCUAUGGGUUCUGCCGUUGCUAUAUAAUAUAUGCAAAAAUUCAAUAAUAUACUCAUCAAAGGAAUGAUUUUGGAUAGUCCAUUUGUUUGCUUAUAUGAUGUAAAUAAAUACUUCAAUUGAAUUAGGUCAUUUUAUAAAUGGCAUCAACUAAAACUAAAAUUCCUAAUUUCAUAUUGAAGAGUCUUUCUACAUUUGUAUCAAAUGAACUCAAAAAAUAAGCAGGAUUUGAUUUAGAGGAUAUAAAUUGUUUGAAAAAGAUUUCUACAAUUAAAUGUCCUGCUAUAUUUGUCACUUCCAAAUCAGAUACUAUUGUACCAUCUGAAUAAACAGAAAAACUUUUUAAAUCUUAUACAGGUAUCAAAUAAAUCCAAUACACAAAUCAAUAACAUAAUGGUAUAAGAGAUCAUUCUUUUAUUGAAACACUUAUUCAUUGGUUUAAAAAGAGAACUCCUAUCUUUGAGAGAUUAGGAGUGGGCACUUAAAUUAAAUAGAGAAUUAUGCAUAAAUAAAAAAAUACAUUAGGAUCAAUUAAAUAGGUUUCUUUGGAUCUCUAUAAAGAAAGAUCUUCAACACUUGAAUGUUGUAAUUUUUAUUUUUAUUUAAGAUUAAAAAAGUUUGAAUACUUCUAUAUCUCCAAGAUAAAUAAUCAUGAAUAAAAAAAAAUUAACUGCAGAAGAGAAGUAUAAUCAAUUAUUGGAAACUUAAAGAUCUCUUUAUUAAGAUCGUUCAGUUUCUGCAAAAAGAAUUUAGAUUAGCAACUCUAUUGAUUAUUAAAUUUCUCCAAUGCCUUUAGGACCUUUAAGUAAUAAAAUAGUCAAUACAUCGUAACAUAAUUAUUUCUCUCAUUCAAAACCUAUUACUUUCACUAAGGUUCCUCAUAAGACUAAAGAUUGUACUUAUGUUUGA